Messenger RNA from Scomber scombrus (Atlantic mackerel), 2043 nucleotides. It is a transcript of the gene znf276, whose product is annotated as zinc finger protein 276. Gene Ontology annotation, molecular function: transcription coregulator activity; zinc ion binding. Gene Ontology annotation, biological process: regulation of transcription by RNA polymerase II. Bases 169 to 2043 code for a protein of 624 amino acids. The transcript is spliced from 12 exons. The record is from RefSeq and is a predicted model, not a curated record. Lineage: Eukaryota; Metazoa; Chordata; Actinopteri; Scombriformes; Scombridae. Gene Ontology annotation, cellular component: nucleus.
CUGGGAGCAGAGUAAGAGAAGCACAGGGCUGUUUUCCUGGCUGAAGAAUACCAUCCUUCAUCUUUAUGAAUAACAUGUACUUCAGUUGCUAGGGUUUACGUCCACUCACGAGGCAGCAGGGCUCCUUCAUCACGAUCAGCUGCUGAGGGUCCAAGUGUGGAAUAAACUAUGAAGAAAAAAAGCAGACAUCCAAAGUCAUCUGAGGCUUCACGAAAGACCAACCGGACACAGACGAGCGUGACCGUCAAUGAAGGGAAGAGGCCACCUGGAAACAGAGGGAGACCUCGGAAGACCGGCCCUGUAACUGCAGACAGUUUCUACCAUGAAAACACUGCAACACACACAACCUCUAACUCAGACUUAAGUGUGACAGACACAAAGAAACACACAGAGAGCAAGGCGAAAUCAUCAGGUAGACUGUCUACUGCUAUCUGCAGGCUCUGCCAUGGGAAGUUUUCUCCACGGAGCCUGCGGCAUGCCUUCAACAAAUGGCCUCAGAAUUCGACAGUUAUUGUUGAAGACGAGUCAGAUUCGCCCCUUUUAUUCCACACGGACUUCCAGCGACUGGUCGGGGUCCAGUUGGACCGUGACCCACGGUUAUCAGAAUAUAUCUGCAAGAAGUGUCACACCAAGUUCUACAAGUGCCACAGCAUCCUGGUGAGGUUUCUGCAGAGAGUCAACCUCCUGCCUCCUGUUGGGAAAGAGAACUCUAAAAGCCGGAAGAAUGCAAAGUGUCCAGAAUCAUCAGUAAACCAUGGAUCAACAACGACACCGUCCUUUACCUCGGACCCUAAGUGCCUCCAUAAUCUGGUAUCCUGGGCUCACCACCACGGAGAAGGCUGCCGAUCCUGCCCUGACCUGAAGGAGGUGCUGGAGGGUCGGUGCUGGGGUUCCGUCAAGGCCGUGUGGGGUUGUGUUGAUGGCCACAGCUACACCAUGGACACCCAGAGCAGCAACCCCACCAACCCAGCAUACACGUUGAACUUUGGAGCCUUAGGGAGUGGAAACGGUGAUGGAGGGAUGUCUGAGGAGGAGGAACAGGAGCAGGACGAGGAGGUGGAGGAUGAUGAAGAAGAGCAGCCCGGCGGGAAUGCAAGGACCCCAGCAGGAAGUACAGUCGGUCUGGCUAAGCACAGUGCACCUACAGUGAAACCACAGACUCAUAGCUCAGCACUAACUGACUGGACCAGCAACACUGAAGAUUUUCCAGGCCAUGAGGAGGCGUUGUCUCCUGCUCCGGCCCAGAUGGAGGACAGGAAUGCUGACAGUGAUCUGUCUGACCGAGUCAUCUCAGAGGAUGAGUUAGAGGAGAGCAGAAAAGGAGGACUGUCAGACGAUGAGUUGUUUGAGCCAUACUCAGACAAGAGGGUGAACAUCCCCAGCAAGAGAAGAAGAAGCCCGAAAAACCCAGAGGAACCGAAAAUCAAAAAGAAACCAGGACCCAAACCUGGCUGGAAGAACAAGUUCAAACCUAAAGGAGAGGAGCUACCCAACAUCUACAAGUGUCCAUAUCAGGGCUGUACAGCCGUUUAUAGAGCCCCUGAUGGACUGAAGAAGCACAUAAAAGAGCAUCACGAGGAGGUGAAACAGCGACCCUGCCCUCACCCAGGCUGCAACAAGGUUUUCAUGAUCGACCGCUACCUGCAGCGACACGUCAAGCUCAUCCACACAGAGGAGAGGAACUACAUUUGUGACCAGUGUGGCCAAACCUUCAAACAGAGGAAACAUCUGUCAGUUCACCAGAUGAGACAUUCAGGGGCCAAACCACUGCAGUGUGAGGUGUGCGGCUUCCAGUGUCGCCAGCGAGCGUCGCUAAAAUACCACAUGACCAAACACAAGGCAGAGGCAGACCUGGAGUUUGCGUGCCUCAUGUGCGGCAAACGUUUCGAGAAGGCCCACAACCUCAACGUCCACAUGUCCAUGGUCCACCCGCUGACUCAGGCCAAAGUUCAGAGAAGCAGCAGCCAGCAGCAGCAGCUCUAUUCUGACCUGCACACCAUCACGCUGACCGGGGAGGUGGUUCAGCAAGACCAGGACAGAUGA